Messenger RNA from Melanaphis sacchari, 2168 nucleotides. RefSeq lists its product as uncharacterized. The record is from RefSeq and is a predicted model, not a curated record. The transcript is spliced from 4 exons. The coding region runs from base 1105 to 1548 and encodes 147 amino acids. Lineage: Eukaryota; Metazoa; Arthropoda; Insecta; Hemiptera; Aphididae. Gene Ontology annotation, biological process: septate junction assembly.
AGGGUUUUUUUUUUAUUGACGUUUUAAAUUAAAUAAAUAAAUUUAAUAAAAUAUGUGGAUAAGUUAUUAAGUUACCUACCCACAGACAAGUCAUUUCGUAUGAGUUAUUUUUUCGGGUAAAUAAACAAUCAUUAUAAGCAGAGUGAAAACAAAAACAGCUUUCAGAAAUAAAAAACAAAACUAAACAAAAAAAACUUCAGCAAAUAUAAAACAAAUAAUUUAAAAUUUUUCGCAAUCUCGCUAUAUCCCAUGGUUUCGCGGCCGCUGACUUCGAUUACCGAUAAUAAUUAACAGGUUACGCGAAGGCGGUGGUGCAGUCGUAUACUUAAUUAUAGUGUAUUGUUUGUUUGGUAACGAAAUAAUAAUAUAACAUUUUAAUGGGUUUUUGCUGCUUUCUGGUUUUCUCGCAACGUCUGUCGUCGGAAAACAUCUCGUGGCGGGAAAUAUGUGCACGACGCGUACACGCAGACCUAGAUUUACAAUAUUAUGUGCAGCUAGUGCGUCCGAUCAAUUCGUCUCGGGGAAAACUCGACCGGAUGAUAUAGGUAGAUAUAUGAAAAGCGUUCAGCAGCCGACGUUCACACCCAGACGGACCGAGACGGGAGAGGGGCACAACGGUGUCGGACUAAAGCAAUAUUAUGAUAUAUACCAUGCCUAGUAUAAUCAGUUCAUUUAUUUACUAAAAUACACGACCGAAGUCUUAUCUAUUUGUCAUUUGACUUAGCCAUUGUAUAUAUAUAUAAAUAAUAUAUACAUAGUACAUACAGUGAAAAUACAUAGGUAGAAUAUUUAUACAUGCUUCCUCUCUCGCGACUUGUGCCGUGGUGAUAAAUAUAUUAUAUAAACAGAAUACGACGUAAAAAAAACAAAACAGCACGAACAAGAGUAAAACGCGACGACGGCGAAGAAAACGGGCACGUCCGGCGGUAGGGAGCGGUGUAGUUUUUUUUUUUAUAUAAGUAAAUUUGGAUCGGUGCAACAGUGGCGGUCGCGUUCCAUUAGUUCCAAUUAAGUUGUUUCGCGCCCCUGUGGAGGUGCAGUACGCAUCGUGUCUGUCGCGCAACAGGAUUAGUCGACAGUCUACAGUAGUCGGCCUACGCGAACAUGGCCAACGAGAAAUCACUCAAAGAGUCCCUGCUGGCCGCCUCACCGUUCCUAAUCAAAGUCGUGGAAAUCAUAUUGGGCUUGACUAGCAUUUGUCUGAUCAUCAGCCCGUACUCGUCGAGACUGCACACCAGCACCGGUAGAGCAGGUUUCGUGUACUCGGCUCUGUCCGGCGCAGUCUUGGUCGACCUUCUCAUAGUGGUCAGCCAUUUCUUACAACAAAAGAUACCGAAAAAGCCGUGCUUAAUCGUGUCGUGCUGGUAUGGUGUGAUGCUGGCUAUAGCCGCCGGCAUAAUAUUCUCCGACUGGAGAGCGCUCCAGUUCGCUCUCCAGGUACGUCCAUCCAAGAACAGAAUGGAUCUGAUGAUAUCCUCGGCGAUCACAGCCACUCUGACAUCCAUCACAUUUUUCGCCGAUUUUGUGUUGACUUUCAGGUACGGAUGAAAUCGCGCAAAUAAAGUAUACGAGUGCCCAUCUGCCUAUCUACAUCGUAUACUCUGCCACAGGACAUAAUUUAGAAUCGGCUUUUAGAACAUGUUAUUUUUUUCAUAGUUAUCACCAUUUUAUUAUUUAUCAAACGUCACAAAAAAUUCACAGCUAUUCAUUAUAUCAUAUCGACGUUUUUCUCACGUAAAUUGCACUUUUUUAUGUAUAGUUAUAAUAAUAAUAACACGACGAAUACAAUAUUGUAACAUUAAAUUCAGCAACCCUACGGUUCACAGAUAGCCGAUAGGUAAUACAUAAUAUAUAUUAAUGUACGAUCAAUAUAUCUGGGGUCCGACAGUUAAUGUAAUGAUACUGCCGUAAAACAAACAUACAACAAAAUUUUUUUUAAAUUUUAAACCAACCUCUAUCAUAAAAUACAUAGAUGUAUAGAAAUUAGGUAUACAAAGUCUUAUAUUACUGUUUUUGCAAACUGCAUUUUAUUUUAUAUUCAUUAAGAAGUUUGUUUAAAUGGCUAGAUAAUAUAGUCUUAACAAUAGUUAAUGGUACAACUUGCUAUGUGAAAAACUAAAUUAUAAUUUACAUCAAUCAAGUGCUUUUAAAACUCAAAAAUUGAUAGC